CAAGCCUCUGUUGCCUUUGAAGACUCACUCUUCCUCUUCAAAGCCCACGGACAAAGAACAUGCUGGACGCGGAAGAUUCUGCGACUGAAAGGCCUCCUGAAGGACAGCUUUCAGCCAAUGCUACGACCGAAGAUUUAACACCUCCUCAGACCGGAAUGGAGCAAACGGCCCCCGAUGGCUGGUUGGGACACCCCGUGAUUGAACAGCCCGGCCUUGGCGUUACCACAACUACGGUCACUACCAUAACACAGACGGGGGGAGAAUGGAGUACGGGCCUCUUCAAUGUGUGUGGGGACAUGACUACGUGCCUCCUGGGUGCCGCCUUCCCCUGCUGCCUGGACCUGAGUCUCGCUCAUCAGUACGGGGAAUGUCUGUGCCUUCCGCUGCUGCCCGGCUCCACGCUCGCCAUGCGCGUGGGCAUCAGGGAGAGGUUCAAAAUACGGGGCAGCGUAUGUGAGGACUGGCUCGCUGUCUACUGCUGCUACCCGCUGGCCGUCUGCCAGAUGAUCCGAGAGGUGAAAAGGAGACUGAGAAGCCAGAUGUACCAGGUGUCCACCACACUGCAAAGCUCCUGAAGACCAGACUGUGUGGCUCAGGGGACCAUGGGUAACUGUCCUGUAGCCACGGAUGCUAGUCUGAUGCCUUUGGAACAAUACUGCCACUGUGCCUUUUUGGAAAAAGAACAAAAAAGCUUAAAACAAAAUCUGACCUCUACAAUGCAAUAUCGCUAAGCUUCCUUUUUGCUGUCUAUGGUGUCAUUAAAAAGUUGUUUCCAGAAAAGUUUUUUUUUUCCAACCCAUUCCUUGGGGACCCCCCAGACCAGUCCAGAUUUUCGCUCCCUCCCAGCUCCCGGUGCGCCUCUACCAGUUGUGUAAACGUUCUUGAUUGGCUGGCAGCAGGGAGGGAGCAAAAAUAUGGACAGUCAGGGGGUCCCCAAGGACCGGUUUGAGGAACUGUUCUAGACAAUACCAAGAAUGCAAUGGAACUAUGAGGACAUCCACUCCCAUUUUAAAAACUGCAGCUGUGAAGACUUUUUCGGCGGAAAGCAAACCCAGUGUUGGCUUCUAUCACCGGCCGGAACCAGCAGUUACGCAAGCAGGGGCCAGAAUGUUGCGGUUCAGACCCAAUAACCCGCCCACCGUAGUCAAAUUCUGACCAUGAUUGUGUCCAUAAAUACAAACGCUGUCAAA
Brienomyrus brachyistius is the source of this 1190-nucleotide messenger RNA. It is a transcript of the gene plac8l1, whose product is annotated as PLAC8 like 1. The transcript has 4 exons. NCBI's taxonomy places the organism in Eukaryota, Metazoa, Chordata, Actinopteri, Osteoglossiformes, Mormyridae. Bases 60 to 575 code for a protein of 171 amino acids. The record is from RefSeq and is a predicted model, not a curated record.